AUUCACAUUCACAUUCCAUUGCUCAUGCGCUUACAUAUCUAACAAACAUCGAUCACUGGCACACACAGCUUACGGCAAUCAACAAUGGCAGGGGGUCAGACAAUGAGCUGGGAGGAUCUCAAGAAGGAGAACGUCGAUCUUGAGACUGUUCCCAUUGAAGAGGUUUUUGAAACACUGAAAUGCAGCAGAGAGGGAUUAUCGAGUGAAGAAGGGAAUAAGAGGCUUCAAAUCUUUGGCCCGAACAAGCUUGAAGAGAAGAAGGAAAGCAAAUUCCUCAAGUUCUUAGGGUUCAUGUGGAAUCCUUUGUCAUGGGUCAUGGAGGCUGCAGCUAUCAUGGCUAUUGUCUUGGCCAACGGAGGGGGAAAGCCCCCAGAUUGGCAAGAUUUCGUUGGAAUCACCACAUUGCUUAUCAUCAACUCCACAAUCAGUUUCAUCGAGGAAAACAAUGCAGGCAACGCUGCAGCAGCUCUAAUGGCAGGUCUUGCGCCCAAGGCGAAGGUGAUAAGGAAUGGAAAAUGGGAUGAAGAAGAAGCCGCCAUUCUUGUACCUGGUGACAUCAUUAGCGUGAAGCUUGGUGACAUCAUCCCAGCCGAUGCUCGUCUCCUUGAAGGAGAUCCUUUAAAAAUCGAUCAAUCUGCAUUGACUGGUGAAUCAUUACCAGUCACCAAGCAUCCAGGUGAUAGCGUCUACUCCGGUUCAACCUGCAAACAGGGUGAGAUUGAAGCUGUUGUUAUUGCCACCGGAGUUCACACCUUCUUCGGAAAGGCCGCUCACUUAGUCGAUAGCACAAAUCAAGUCGGCCAUUUCCAAAAGGUUUUGACCGCCAUUGGUAACUUCUGCAUCUGCACAAUUGCAAUUGGUCUCGUAAUCGAAAUAGUGGUGAUGUACCCAAUCCAGAAACGAACUUACAGAAAUGGAAUCGACAACUUGUUGGUCCUUCUCAUCGGAGGAAUCCCAAUUGCGAUGCCAACAGUUUUGUCAGUCACCAUGGCCAUCGGAUCCCACAAGUUGUCGGAGCAAGGCGCUAUCACCAAGAGAAUGACUGCCAUUGAAGAACUGGCAGGGAUGGAUGUUCUCUGCAGUGACAAAACCGGAACUCUCACUUUGAAUAAACUCACAGUCGACAAAACCCUAAUUGAGGUCUUCGCAAAGGAUUGUGACAAGGAUACAGUGAUUCUAAUGGGUGCAAGAGCUUCAAGAGUCGAGAAUCAAGAUGCAAUCGAUGCUUGUAUUGUGAACAUGCUUGGAGAUGCUAAGGAGGCACGUGCAGGGAUCACUGAGAUUCAUUUCCUUCCAUUCAAUCCAGUUGAUAAACGAACAGCAAUCACAUAUAUCGAUCAAAACGGAAACUGGCACAGAGCCAGCAAAGGUGCACCUGAGCAGAUUGUCGAGCUCUGCAACCUAAAAGGCGAUGAAAGCAAAAAAGUCUUCAACAUCAUCGAUAAAUUCGCCGAACGUGGUCUUCGUUCUCUUGCCGUUUCCCAACAGACCGUACCGGAGAAAAAUAAAGAGAGCCCCGGCGGACCAUGGGUGUUUGUCGGUCUAUUGCCGCUAUUUGACCCACCAAGGCACGACAGUGCUGAAACCAUCCGCCGUGCCCUCCACCUUGGUGUCAAUGUGAAGAUGAUCACCGGCGAUCAGUUAGCCAUCGGAAAGGAAACCGGGCGGAGACUUGGAAUGGGAACCAACAUGUACCCCUCUUCCUCCCUCCUCGGCCAACACAAAGAUGCUUCCAUGGCUACUAUCGCAGUCGAAGAGCUAAUCGAGAAGGCCGACGGGUUUGCCGGAGUCUUCCCUGAACAUAAGUACGAGAUUGUGAAGAAGCUACAAGAGAGGGAACACAUCGUCGGGAUGACCGGAGACGGUGUGAACGAUGCACCUGCCCUAAAACGUGCCGACAUCGGUAUCGCAGUCGCCGACGCAACCGACGCCGCUCGUGGUGCAUCCGACAUCGUUUUGACCGAGCCAGGGCUGAGUGUGAUUGUGAGCGCGGUGUUGACCAGUCGAGCCAUCUUCCAGAGAAUGAAAAACUACACAAUCUACGCAGUCUCCAUCACCAUCCGUAUCGUUCUAGGUUUCAUGCUCAUCGCUCUUAUCUGGCGUUUUGAUUUCUCACCUUUCAUGGUUCUCAUCAUCGCCAUCCUCAACGACGGAACCAUCAUGACUAUUUCCAAGGACAAAGUCAAACCUUCCCCGUUGCCGGAUUCAUGGAAAUUGAAAGAAAUCUUCGCCACCGGAGUUGUUCUCGGAACCUACAUGGCUGUCAUGACUGUAAUUUUCUUCUGGCUAGCAAAGGAAUCCGACUUCUUCACUGAGAAAUUUGGUGUUCAUCCGAUCAAAGAUAACGAAUUCGAGCUUAUGUCAGCGCUUUACCUCCAAGUUAGUAUCGUCAGCCAAGCACUCAUCUUCGUCACCAGGUCAAGGAGCUGGUCUUUCGUUGAACGUCCCGGGUUUUUACUACUCAUUGCCUUUUUCAUCGCUCAAAUGAUUGCUACACUCAUCGCGGUUUACGCUAAGUGGGAUUUCGCAAGAGUGAGUGGAGUCGGGUGGGGAUGGGGUGGUGUGAUUUGGUUAUAUAGCAUCGUCACCUACUUUCCUUUGGAUAUUUUGAAAUUUAUCAUUCGAUUCGCCUUGAGCGGCAAGGCAUGGAACAAUAUGAUCCAAAACAAGACUGCUUUCACCUCCAAGAAGGAUUACGGACGUGGCGAAAGGGAAGCACAAUGGGCUACAGAUCAACGCACAAUGCACGGUCUCCAAGCACCCGAUGCCACCGAGGUUCUAAAAGGCAAGAGCGACUAUAGGGAGUUGUCGGAGCUUGCAGAACAAGCAAAGAGGCGAGCUGAAGUGGCCAGGUUGAGGGAGCUUCAUACAUUGAAGGGACAUGUUGAAUCGGUUGUGAAGCUGAAGGGACUUGAUAUCGAGACGAUUCAACAACACUACACGGUUUAAGUGGAUGGGAACACAUUUUUGGACAAGAUAAAUAAGAAUUAGGAAAACAUGAUUUUGCAGAAGGUUUGUUUAUCGUGGCGGAUCGCUAUUGAGAUGUGCGAAUAAGCCAGUAGACGAGAACGGGCUAUACCCGAUUCGUAGUUGGCAGAACAAUGAUGUAUUCAAUUUCAUGUUCUUUUUUUGAUUAUUACAUUGUAUUUACAUAUUCCAUCUCAAUUAAUUAUUUUCAUUGAAUAUCCGUAU
This is a messenger RNA of Lactuca virosa, 3192 nucleotides long. The record is from the annotation of a GenBank genome assembly. NCBI's taxonomy places the organism in Eukaryota, Viridiplantae, Streptophyta, Magnoliopsida, Asterales, Asteraceae.